Symbiodinium pilosum is the source of this 1314-nucleotide messenger RNA. NCBI's taxonomy places the organism in Eukaryota, Dinophyceae, Suessiales, Symbiodiniaceae. The record is from the annotation of a GenBank genome assembly.
AUGGCGCACGCCGAUUCCGAGGAUCGGCGCGGCAUUGCGCUCGGCAGAGCGCCGCAAACGAAACACCUACCCCGAGCUCAGCGGCCCGGGCCCCGCGAACUCGGAGGCGCGCAGCUUCCUGCCCACCCGUGUGCGCCUCCGGAGUCCCCGCGCACCAGCUGCUUUGCGCCCGAGCUCAGCCAACGGGUGGGCACGGCGUUGGUUGGGCCUGUUGGCCGUGGCCUGGCCCACAACCGCGACUGGGGCCGCCAGGGACCCGCCGUUGGAGCGAGUCCUCGACCUGGCCGACUGCGCGGGGCCAGCCAUAGAAUCCGGGAGAUAACAUACUUGAUUGUUGAUAUGCGCGCCCUGCCAAAGAGUGAACGUACCCCGAGCUUCUUCGCACGCUGCCGCGUGCGUUCCGCACCACCUUUGCUGGCGCGUGUGCCGCUGCCUGUGUCCAGCGGUGGUCGGCUGACCAUCAACACUGAUUUUUGGCUGCUUGUUCGGCGCCGUGUGCCUGGGCUGCGUCUUCAACGCCACCCGUCUGUUGAUACGUUUUUGCGACGCGAUCUCAUCCCCACGUUGGAUGCAAAAUUGGCCCAGCUUGAUUGCUUCGAGCAUGGGUGGGUCGGUGAUCCUGCACUCGAUCCAUCUGAGCGCGGCCUCGUCGUGCUGGGCGUGCCCAUUGGGUCGCCCGACUUCGUUCGCAGACACCUUCGCUUCACCCUCGAGCGUCAGGCAUCCUUGCUGGACCAGCUCCCUGCAUUGGAGGAUGCCCAGGUCGCAUGGCUAUUGUUGUCCUUCUGCGCUGCACCGCGCAUGCAAUAUGCUCUGCGCACAGUGCCGCCCCUUCUCACCGAAGAGUUUGCAGCUGGUCACGUGCCGACUCUGACUCCCUGCCACCUCUCGCUGCUGCUAGGGCUCAGCUUGCGCUCCGGCACGGCGGCCUGGGUCUAUUGGGCUUCUUGGGCAGACAGCCUCCAGCUUUUUGCACGCCGUGAGCCCGCCUUUGCUGAACGCCUGUCGGCGUCUUUGGCGGGCAGCGACUCGCUACCACUUGCCCUGGACUCCCUUCGCCUGGCCGGCCACUCCUUGUCCGCCGCAAGUUUUGAGUUGCCCACAUGGCAAGACUUGUCGCGCAUGCCUCCCCCCCAACAGCAUGAUGAUGACCCGGGCGCCGACGUCACUCGUGGAUGGCAGCGGUCAGCGUCCCGAGCUCUCGACGACUUCGGUGACCGGGCCCUCCGUCGCGAGCUCGACCCAACAUCGGCCGCCAUGCUUGAUUCCCGAGCUGGCCCAUAUGGAGCUCUGCCUCCCGUCGCCCCUUUUUAG